AUGUUCGGAUCCUCCAUCGAAUAUCAAGAAUUAUGGAAGAGUAUUCUCAGCGCUUACAUUCAUCACGAGGUCAAGUGCAGAAUGCUUGGACCCCAGCCAACUAUCCAUUCCUUCUCUUUCACGGGAACAUGGCCCUUCUGGAUAACAAUACGACCAAACAUUGGAGAUGAUAUGCCCGCAGAAUGCAAAAAGAAAGAUAUCCUCCAAUCACUUAGAAGAAAAGGAGGAAUGUACUUCAUAACCUUGGAGGAAAGCGAUCCAAACGAAAAAGAGGUUAUUGAAAUCUCAUCCAUCCAAAACAUAGCACAACACGACGUCAACAAGGCCAAAAACCAGCUGAAAAAACCUGACCCCGCAGGAGCCAGGGCAGUGCACCAGCGGGCAGCAGAGGCCGGGGAGGGAAGCGGUCCAGACGGGCUGGCAGAGGAGCUCGGAGGGCUGCUGGAGCGGAUCGAGGGGAAGGAGGAGGCGGCGAGAAGGACGGAGGAGGCGUCACGCGCGCUCAAGGAGGCUGAAGAGCUGCUGGAGAAGGGCGACCUGGCGGGAGCCAGGGCAGCGCACCAGCGGGCAGCAGAGGCCGGGGAGGGAAGCGGUCCAGACGGGCUGGCAGAGGAGCUCGGAGGGCUGCUGGAGCGGAUCGAGGGGAAGGAGGAGGCGGCGAGAAGGACGGAGGAGGCGUCACGCGCGCUCAAGGAGGCUGAAGAGCUGCUGGAGAAGGGCGACCUGGCGGGAGCCAGGGCAGCGCACCAGCGGGCAGCAGAGGCCGGGGAGGGAAGCGGUCAAGACGGGCUGGCAGAGGAGCUCGGAGGGCUGCUGGAGCGGAUCGAGGGGAAGGAGGAGGCGGCGAGAAGGACGGAGGAGGCGUCACGCGCGCUCAAGGAGGCUGAAGAGCUGCUGGAGAAGGGCGACCUGGCGGGAGCCAGGGCAGCGCACCAGCGGGCAGCAGAGGCCGGGGAGGGAAGCGGGCAAGACGGGCUGGCAGAGGAGCUCGGAGGGCUGCUGGAGCGGAUCGAGGGGAAGGAGGAGGCGGCGAGAAGGACGGAGGAGGCGUCACGCGCGCUCAAGGAGGCUGAGGAGCUGCUGGAGAAGGGCGACCUGGCGGGAGCCAGGGCAGCGCACCAGCGGGCAGCAGAGGCCGGGGAGGGAAGCGGUCCAGACGGGCUGGCAGAGGAGCUCGGAGGGCUGCUGGAGCGGAUCGAUCUCCCCCAGGAAUCUGCUGAGCAACAGGAUUUGCUUUCAUCUGGAGGGUCGUCGCCAUGUGACGUGUCAGAGGGAUCGUUUUGUGGUGCUCCUUCUCUGAAAGGUUUUUCAGUUGGUGACAAAGUUCUUGCCCGGUUUGAAGGCUCGGAGGAGUUCUUCGAUGGAGUUAUUCACGCCAUGCACGCCAACGGACGCUUCCACGUCAAGUUCGACGACGGGGACGAGGACGAGCAGGUGGCGGCGAGUCACGUGAUCCUCAAACCCUCCUCCUUCUCCACCGGCGACCGAGUGGUGGCGAGGUUUCAAGGGUCUGAGGAAUUCUUCGAUGGAGUGAUCGGCGCCUGCCAUGCCGACCAGCUGUAUCGCGUUGAGUUCGACGACGGCGACGUAGACGACGGCGUGCACGUGAGCAACAUCUUGCCGAGGAAGCUAGCGGCUUGA
This is a messenger RNA of Guillardia theta CCMP2712, 1641 nucleotides long. RefSeq lists its product as hypothetical. The coding region runs from base 1 to 1641 and encodes 546 amino acids. NCBI's taxonomy places the organism in Eukaryota, Cryptophyceae, Pyrenomonadales, Geminigeraceae. The transcript has 4 exons. The record is from RefSeq and is a predicted model, not a curated record.